This is a messenger RNA of Oryza sativa Japonica Group (Japanese rice), 1670 nucleotides long. The record is from RefSeq and is a predicted model, not a curated record. Lineage: Eukaryota; Viridiplantae; Streptophyta; Magnoliopsida; Poales; Poaceae.
AAUCUGAGUGGCGUUCGUGCUCCCUCCUCUUUGUGUUUGAUUAUUCGUUCCGGUGUGCGCGAAAGCGGGGAAGGAGCGGGGUACGCAUCUGUACCUGUACGGGAUCCCGGCGAGAUUCAACCUUGCAACCUCAUGUCCUUGUGUUCAUGUGCUCGUACGAUACGAAAAUAGAAUUCUGAUACGUCUGUAUAAUAUAGGGGUGAGAGGGUGCCACUGCCAACUGGUCACCUAGCCCAGAAACCCGGCAAGAUGCAGCGCGCGGCGGCGGCCUCGCGCGCCACGGCAUGGAGCACGGCACGGCACGGCGCCGCCCGCGUCACCGCCUCCGCCUCCUUCUCCGGCGGCGGCGGCAUCGUCGCCGGUGCGGCGCUGCCGCUCCGUGUUCGCGGCGGCCAGCUCAUGUCCCUGCCGCUGCUGUCGGGUGGCAGGGCGGUCACGGCGAGGGUGGCGGCGGCGGAGGCGCCGUUGCCGGCGGACGACGCCGACGCGGCGGCUGGGCGGGAGAGAGGCGCACUCGCGGAGACGGCGCAGCUGGGCGCCAUGAUCGUGGCGUGGUACCUCCUCAACAUCUACUUCAACAUCUACAACAAGCAGGUGCUGCAGCCAUUGCCGUUCCCCUACACCAUCACCGCCUUCCAGCUCGCGUUCGGCUCCUUCGUCAUCUUCCUCAUGUGGGCGCUCAAGCUUCAUCCCGCGCCCAGAAUCUCCAUUUCACAGCUGGCCAAGAUCGCGCCGCUCGCCGCCGGGCACAUGCUGGGCACGGUGUUCACCAACAUGAGCCUGAGCAAGGUCGCCGUCUCCUUCACCCACACCAUCAAGGCGUCCGAGCCCUUCUUCACCGUCCUCCUCUCCGCCUUCUUCCUCGGCGAGACGCCUUCGCUGCUGGUGCUGGGCUCCCUCGUGCCGAUCGUCGGCGGCGUCGCCUUGGCAUCGUUGACUGAACUCUCUUUCAACUGGAUUGGGUUCUGGAGUGCGAUGGCAUCGAAUCUUCUAUACCAAUCAAGAAAUGUGCUCAGCAAGAAGCUUCUUGGCGGCGAAGAGGAAGCGUUGGAUGACAUAAACCUCUUCUCAAUACUCACUAUACUGUCAUUUCUGCUGUCUUUGCCUCUGAUGCUGUUCUCAGAAGGGGUCAAGUUCAGCCCAGGAUACCUCCGGAGCACUGGCCUUAACCUCCAAGAGCUGUGUGUAAGAGCAGCACUAGCUGGCUUUUGCUUCCAUGGCUACCAGAAGCUCUCCUACUUGAUCCUGGCCAGAGUGUCACCUGUCACCCACUCUGUCGCCAACUGCGUCAAGCGUGUGGUCGUCAUCGUGGCGUCUGUUCUCUUCUUCAGAACCCCAAUUUCACCUGUCAAUGCACUAGGAACUGGUGUUGCAUUGGGAGGAGUUUUCCUGUAUUCCAGGUUGAAGAGAACAAAACCAAAGAAUGCCUGAGAAGAGAGGACACGCUUAAUUACAGUUCUCGCAGUUUUUGUUUUGAUUUGGGAUACAUAGAUUAGGCUUGUACAUCGACGAAGAAAAUGAGUUGGGUUCGGUUUUAGCACCGAUUGUACUACACGACCUACAGUCUCAUUUUUCACAAAAUUGUAAGAACAUUGCUGAAUAUUCUCAGAUCUCGAGAGAAAUUCAUUAGUGUCCAGGCGCAAAAUCAAUAAAGCUAUCACUUGAGUGUA